This is a messenger RNA of Paramisgurnus dabryanus, 1925 nucleotides long. NCBI's taxonomy places the organism in Eukaryota, Metazoa, Chordata, Actinopteri, Cypriniformes, Cobitidae. The record is from RefSeq and is a predicted model, not a curated record.
AGUUGUCAAGAGCAAGACUUGCUGAUGUGUCUGGAUAGUCUGGUUAAAACUACAUAACAGUGUUUUAGUCUAACAAAGUUAAAUAACGAGGGUGAUAAGAUCGGGUGGUUGGAAACAGGUAUAACGUUACGUCGAGGACAGCUGGGAAAGAUUGAUGGUGCGAUAACCGCUACAUUUGCCAUUCUAACUUUUACUAUGGUUUUAGUUCACAAGACAUGCUUACUUACAAGUGUUUGGUCUACCAGACACCAACUCGCAGUUAUUGAAACUCCGGCCAUAGAUAAAAUACAAUUGUAGCGGUCAAAGUGUUAAUAUAAAUGAUAAACUGCUUGUUUGAUCUGUUUUAAUAUCGAGACUAAACAAUUGAUCCACUUUGCAUGUAUUAAAUGUUGUCGUGAUUCACAUUCCUACAUCCAAGUAAUUUAAAGUAUGAAACAAUACAAUAUUUUGUGUUCUUUAAAUCGUAAUGUUUGCCGGGGCGUGGUUUAGAGUACGUGACCAAUAGCGUGUAAAUGGGCGUGUUCUAAAUGCGUCACUCAAUGUAUUUUACGAUGUCUUGCUUUCAUUUAAACAGCAAGCGACGUUGCGUUGAAGAUUAACAUUUAAAACCAUAAAGCAUUGCCCAGGGAUAUGGCUCAGGAGACCAACCAGACCCAAGUGCCUUUACUCUGUGCCAAUGGUUGUGGGUUCUACGGGAACCCCCGGAAAAACGGCAUGUGCUCGGUGUGCUUUAAAGACUCCUUACAGCGGCAAAAUGACAGCGGAAGAUCCAGCGACCCAGUGUCAUCAAGCAUAAGCAGUAUAGGAGAAUCUGUGUCUGUCCAGUUGACGUCACAACAUGAGCGGAACAGUAUCCUCUCCAAGCAGAAUUUCUCAACGACCACGGCAGCUACACAUACAGACGAGGCAACAACAGUUUCUCAAGUGGCUUUGACAACACAAGAAGUACAACAUGAUGGAGUGUCGAGCACCAAAUUAGCAAGAAACAUUCAGGAGAAAGCCACCACAGACAAGCUGGUUACAGCAGGUAGCUCAGUGGAGGACAGCACAUUGAGAAGAAAGAGGAAGUUGGAUGAAACUUAUCAGCCAGUUGAAACAGAGUCUGUAGCCUCAGCAGCAGACGUCUCAGAUCAGACCUUAGAUGUACCAGAACAUUCCAAACCCAAGAAAAACCGCUGUUUCACCUGCCGCAAGAAAUUGGGGCUCACUGGCUUUGGAUGUCGAUGCGGACACUUAUUUUGCAGCGUUCACCGAUACACCGACAUUCACAGUUGUAGCUUUGACUAUAAGGCUGAUGCUGCUGAGAAAAUAAGAAAAGAAAACCCCCUGGUCGUUGGGGUGAAAAUCCAAAAAAUUUAAGCUGCUUCCCCAACACCUUAAAAGUUGUGCAUGGCACAAUGAAACACAUCUACAUAUUUUUCCCUGUGUCCUUUUACCUCUUAAAUUUCUUUAAUUACAAAUACUUUGGUUUAUAACCCACUAAAUAUUUAUAUAAUUACAGUAAUAAUUUAAUUUACUUUAUGUUCUGAAACAUUUGUGUGGCUGUGCAUUUCUGGUGUCUGAACAAAGCUUGCAUGUUUAAACCAUUGCCAGAAUAUGUCGUUUUGUUUUAUUUUAGUUUCUUCAAAUAAGGAUCAUACCAAUUUACGUAAUGUUAUAAAAGAUAAGGUUUUCAACAAUUACUGUAUUUGCCCUUUCAAGUACAAGUGAUUACAACUAUACAAGUGGUCGUGUGUGUGCAGCUAUAUGCACCAUCGCUGGAUUAACACGUUUUGCACUUCAUUAUGGACUGUGUUUACUUUUUCUUUAGGGUACAGUUACUAGUUUGAGUGAAAGUUGUGUGUGACAGAAAUGAGAGUGCUUUAUUUAUGUUUGUGCAUGCACUAUGUUCAUGUUCAAUAAAGUUUUACACAUCACAAAUGUAA